AUGCAAGAUCAAUAUGAUGCGUUUUUUGAAUGGGCAAAAUAUAAAUUUAAUGUUACUGAUGAAUUUACGGCACGAGACAUCAAUGCAAUUUGUCACAAACUUAAAUUAGAAAAUAUUUUUGAAGAAAAUGAAGAAAUUAAGUUAGCAAAUAUUGAAUUGCAAUGGAUUUGUAUAAAACUUGAAAAAUAUUUAGAGCUUAACAAUAAUGAAAUUACACAUCUUUAUACUAAA
Molecule: messenger RNA, 231 nt
Organism: Racocetra persica
Lineage: Eukaryota; Fungi; Glomeromycota; Glomeromycetes; Diversisporales; Gigasporaceae
Source: the annotation of a GenBank genome assembly